AUGAGUGCUCAGACUCCACCCACACUCCUGAAGCUGGCAAGGCAGGCUCUGCUGAGAGAUGAGACCUUGGACAUGUCAGCUCUGAACAAAGUGCCCAUGGAGCUCUUGCCAGCACGGUUCAAGGAGGCCUUGACUGGCAGACAUACUAUGACUGUGAAGGCAAUGGUGGCAGCCUGGUCUUUUCCCUAUCUCCCUGUGGGGGCAUUGAUGAAGACUGCUGACUUUGAAACCUUCCAGGCAGUUCUAGCAGGAGUAGACAUGCAGCUGCAAAGAAAGAUUCACUCCAGGAGAAAACUUCAGGUUCUUGACCUGAGGAAGAAGCACCAUGAAUUCUGGAGCAUAUGGGCUGGUGCAGAGGAUGGUGACUGCUCAGCAGAGGCCCCAGAUGAGCAGCAAGUAGUGAAGGUCCUUCCAAGAUAUGCACUGAGGUGGUGCCUUAAGGUGGUAGCUGACCUUUGGCUCGGGCCAUGUAUAGAUGAAGAACAAUCAUGCUUAUUGAAUUGGGCCCAGCUGAGAAAGAGCUCUAUCCAGUUCUGCUGUAUGGAGAUGAAGAUCUGGGCUCUGUCUUUGUAUGUUACCGGAGGAGUCUUCAAUGUUUUCCGUGCAGAGCACAUCGAGGAUUUGGAACUGAUCAUGAUCAGUUGGGAUGUGUUAAAGCUGUCACAACUUGCUCCUUGCCUGGGCCGGAUGAGAAAUCUUCGCAAAUUCUUCCUGGCACACAUAUUCAAGAAUGUCUUCAUGAUUGGCAACAGGACAACAGACAAAGAAGAGAAGUUUGUCAGGAAGUUCAUUUCUCAGUUUUACAAACUCAACUGUCUCCAGUAUCUCUCCAUGAAUGGCAUCUACUUUCUUAGAGACCACCUGAAUCUGGUUCUUGGGUAA
Messenger RNA from Psammomys obesus (fat sand rat), 882 nucleotides. RefSeq names its product PRAME family member 5-like. The record is from RefSeq and is a predicted model, not a curated record. The transcript is spliced from 2 exons. Bases 1 to 882 code for a protein of 293 amino acids. NCBI's taxonomy places the organism in Eukaryota, Metazoa, Chordata, Mammalia, Rodentia, Muridae. Gene Ontology annotation, cellular component: cytoplasm.